AAUAGAAAAGUGAAAUCUCUGAAUUGAUCUUCUUCGCGUAAUUUCGCUCUCGUCAACAGCGAUUCAUUCUUCUACGAUCUACAUCGAUUAGUCCGUCCUGAAAGAUCUUUUCGUUUUCAGUUAAUGAUGUAGAACACCUACACGAUUACGAGGUAUCAACAGCAUUCUGAUUUGCAAUAAAGCUUGAUCAUUUGUGAGGAUGGAACCGCAACAUACCGAUGAUGUGUUGAAGCAUUUGGAGAAACAGACUGAAUUACUCAAAGAAGCUCAAAAGAACAUGUUGCAAGAACUCCAAAAACUUGAGGUUGAACAUGAGACGAUGAUGCGUAAACUCUAUGAGCUUAUGAACACUCAUAGUUUAAAUAAAAAGAAAAUGGAGGAAACUCAAAAUGUGUUGGAGGGAAGAGAAACAAUUGAAGCUUCAUCUCCUUCAACUGUAACUACUAAUGAUGAAGAACAUUGAAGAACUCAACUUUCUAUGAUAGACCGGGCCGGUUUUGGGCCGGGAUUGAAUGGGCCAAAGAUUGGAUCUUAGGUUUGAAAAUUUUGAAUCUAUCUUUACAAAGAAUCUGCAACCUAUGUACAUGUAUAAAUAUGUAAUUUCUACAUCUAAAAGCAAUCAAAUAAUAAUGUCAUAACUCAUAAAGUAACAUCAAUUGCUUGCA
Arabidopsis thaliana (thale cress) is the source of this 665-nucleotide messenger RNA. RefSeq lists its product as uncharacterized. NCBI's taxonomy places the organism in Eukaryota, Viridiplantae, Streptophyta, Magnoliopsida, Brassicales, Brassicaceae. The coding region runs from base 200 to 463 and encodes 87 amino acids. The record is from RefSeq and is marked reviewed. The transcript is spliced from 5 exons.